CGAGGGGCGCCUGGUGCCCGGGAGGCUCGGGCUCCGGCCGCCGCGUCUGGAGCCGGGCCCAGCAAUCAUGGCCCAUUACAAGGCUGAGCAGGAUGACUGGCUGAUCGUCUACCUGAAGUAUUUACUCUUUGUCUUUAACUUCUUCUUCUGGGUGGGGGGGGCCGCCGUCAUGGCCGUGGGCGUGUGGACCCUGCUGGAGAAGAGUGGCUACCUGAGCAUCCUGGCCUCCAGCACCUUCGCCGCUUCUGCCUACAUUCUCAUCUUCGCAGGCGCCCUGGUCAUGGUCACCGGCUUCCUGGGCUUCGGGGCUAUCAUCCGGGAGGACAAAAGCUGCCUGUCUACGUAUUUCUGCCUCCUGCUGGUGAUCUUCCUUGUCGAGCUUGUGGCAGGGGUCUUGGCCCAUGUGUACUACCAGAGGCUGAGUGACGAACUGAAGCUGCACUUGACCCAGACUCUGGCUGAGAACUACGGGCAGCCCGGAGCAGCUAAGAUCACCGCCUCGGUAGACCGUCUGCAGCAAGAUUUCAAGUGCUGCGGGAGCAACAGCUCGGCUGACUGGCAGCACAGCACGUACGUCCUCUCGCGGGAGGCCCAGGGCCGCCGGGUGCCCGACAGCUGCUGCAAGACAGUGGUGCCACGCUGCGGCUUGCGAGCCCACCCCUCCAACAUCUACAAGGUGGAGGGAGGCUGCAUCACCAAGUUGGAGCAGUUCCUGGCCGACCACCUGCUGCUCAUGGGGGCAGUGGGCAUCGGGGUGGCCUGCCUGCAGAUCUGCGGGAUGGUUCUCACCUGCUGCUUGCACCGGAGGCUCCAGCUGCAUUGUUACUAGUGGCCAACCGCGCCCCCCUGUGGCUGCCCCUCGCAAGGACAGGCACCAGGCCUGAGAAGUCAGCAUCAGCUUGCCCAGAGACGCCCAGAAACGCCCUCCUUAUCUGUGCCCAGGCCCUUGGGAUCCACCAAGUGUCUGAGACUGUGGCUUCCAUGUUCCCACACAGACCAGCAGCGCGCAGCCCCUUCCUCCCUUCCGAGUGUUCACUGCCAGAGCCGAGGCGGGCACCCUCCUGCCUAGAGGCAAUGCCAGAGCCCGCACCUGGCACAGGGCUCCCGUGGACCACACGCGGAUGAGAGCUGCACUCAGCUCCUCCCCAGCUCCUGCACCUAGAACAGCGGGCUGCAAACCUGACCCCUCUGGGACACCCGCCUUGACACAUGACCCCCGGCCUGUGUGAGCAGCCUUCCUCUGGCCUAUGCCGCAAGCUUUGCUCUGCCCCCUGGGAUGUGCAUCAGGGUGCAUUAGGGUUGGCCCCCAGAAGACCCUGCUCUUUGAUGUGCCCACCUCCCACCCCUUCCCUCUUGGAAAGGAGUGUCUGGAUGACCUGGUUCCUUCCUGCAGGCCUGGAAGUGGAGGGGCAGGAGGCGAGGCGAUAGGAGCUGGGCCGGCAGGGGUUAGCUGGGGGGAGUUGCCCAGGCAGGGAGCAGGGUGGGAUACGUUGGCUUCACCAGUGCAGGCUGCGCCUGGAACCUGUGCCCUGCCUGGAGGCCCUCCCCAAGAAAGCACCCCUGGAGGACCAUCACCCCAAGCCCCAGCUUCCAUAAUAUGCUCCUAUGGGAUCUCCCGAGAGCCACUGCCUGAUUCUCUGGAUUGCCAGGUUUUUAAAACCAUUUCUUAAUGUCAGUGGGAGUAAAACCCUUCCUGAUUAGACCAAAUCAGAGACCCCGCCCAGUUGGAGUCACUGCAGAGGUGAGACUCCCAGAGGGGUGCUCUGCCCUGAAUCUCACUUUCCCUGCACCCACAUGCUCUGACCACCUGGCCCCUCCAGGGGUCUCCUCUGCUUCCCAGAGUGAAUACAGCCCCUUCCUUUGGUUCUGUCUUGCAUAUCUGAAAUAGGCAAGGAAUUUUCAAGAACUUUCCCAAAUUCUAAGGGAGAACAGAACAUCCUGGAAAGGAGCAUAUAGAUGUCAGCAGUUUUCCAGCCCGCAGGUAUCAACUGGUAAGAGGGCAGCAGGGAGCCCUUCGAAAGGGCUGUUCCAACAGCAGCUGGUAACAUGAGACCCGCACACCAGGCUUCCACACCUCCCAGCGCCCACCUGGAACUCUAACUUCCCAGCCGCUAGAGGCGUUCCUCUGUUAUCUAAGCAAGGCCAGGGCCGUGUAUUUACUGAAGGCCUACUGUGCGCCAAGAAGGUCACAUAAAUCUAGCAACCCCAGCGAGAGGGUAUCCUUUCCCCCAUUCCACAGAGGAGGAGAUGAAGGUUCAGAGAAGUCGAGAGUUGCCAGUCGGGAGAAAUGACUAUUGUCAUGUCCCCCCAACCCAUGGAACCCAGGGGGCUGGGCUGGGAGCCCUCUCUCCUCAUGGUGCCUGGGUGGACAGUAGGGACACUGUGGAAUAGCAGCAGCCUCAGCACCCCCUCCCGGGUUGGACGGAACCAUGAUCUGGUGCCAGGACCAGCACCCUGCACAUUUGCAGAGCAUUCAGACCCCUCGGAGCAGCCCAGGCAGCAGGCGGAAGUGGCGUGGGGUGAGGCGCAUCGCUCAUGGGAAUGGCAGACCUGUCACCUCAGGUGGCCAUGCUGACACCAAAGCAAGAGCAGGCCAGGCUGCAGCGAUCAGAAUCCUCAGACAGCUCGUGCAAUCCCUGCCCGUGCGGGGUCCCUUGUCAGGGACACGGGGGGCUGGCAAGAGAGCAGCAAAGGCCCUCCCUGCUGAUACUGGGGCCAUUUGCACACACAGCCACCCUGGAAGGACGAGGUGCCCUGGCCACCUCCUGCCCACUCCCUCUCCCCUAUGUGGCAUCCUGAGUGGGCACAGUGCGCUGUCCCGGGAGCUUGUGGCCACUCUAGGGCCCUGAGAGGGGACAUCCCAGUGUGAUAUGCCCCUGUUGCUCCAUGUCCCAUGGCCAGCUUCGGUCAUGGAACCCGCCACUCCUAGUCCCCGCGGAAGGUGAGGUAGAGGGAAUGGACUGGCAGUUCCCUUGCCCCUACCCAUCACACUGGGCCUUGGGAACAUUCUGGACUCACUGGCUGCUCGGCCCCCUUUGAAUCACCGCUGGGUGGCGCUCACGCCCGCCAAGAUGCUAGUGACCGGGUGUCUGAACUGAGUUCUCUCAAUCCUGAGCAGGCAUCAGGGCUCCCUGGAGGGCUUUUUAAGAGCUGGCUUGGGCUCCACCCUCAGCGUUUCCCAUCAGUAGGGGGAGGGCCCAGAAUUUGCACUUCUAGCAAGUUCCCGGGUAUUGUUGAUGCUGCUGGCCCUGGAACCACACUUUGAGAAUCACUGUAGCCCAGGCCACAAAGGGGCAUGCUUUGCCACCCACCUUUGUUUAUCCAGCCCCCAAGUUUCUAAAAUCUCUCGGGAUGUCCAGCAGCAGCCCUGCAGGGUUCACAGUGAGAGGGUGAGGUGGAAGGUUUGCUGGGGCUAUACCGCCCCCUGGAAGGGGCCACUGCUGCCCAGCUGCUUGUCCCUGCCCCUGUAGCCUUAGCUGGGAGAGCAGGUGCCAGGUCCUCUCCCGGAAGGGGACAAGUGACACUCCCAGCCCCAUUUUCGCACCACCUUCUGGUGCUUUGGGCUUCCUUCCCACCCACCCCCAGGGCCCCACCUCCCCCAUCACCUCCAUGCUCUAUUUCAGCCCAAUGCUCCCCCCUGUGCUUCAUCCCUCAGCCUCCAGUGCUCCCUGGCCCUACCGUCUAUGCACUGGCACACCCCCUGCUGGUGCCACUAGUCAUGCCAGGCAUUCACGAGGCCAGAUGGGCUCCUGGAACCAGCUGGCCCGUGGCUACGGGUCAUCACAAUAUUCUAGAAACAGAGAAGUUGCCUUAACCCACUGCAUAUGGGAAAUUGCUCGAGUUGUAAACAUACCCUUCUCCUAGCUGGCCUCAGUGCAAGCCCAGCCUCACAUGAUAAUAAAGGAACCGGAUAAUAAAGGAACUGGAUCGACCUUUGGUUGCUGUUUUUUCUCCACUGCA
Talpa occidentalis (Iberian mole) is the source of this 3960-nucleotide messenger RNA. It is a transcript of the gene TSPAN11, whose product is annotated as tetraspanin 11. NCBI's taxonomy places the organism in Eukaryota, Metazoa, Chordata, Mammalia, Eulipotyphla, Talpidae. The transcript is spliced from 8 exons. The record is from RefSeq and is a predicted model, not a curated record. Gene Ontology annotation, cellular component: membrane. The coding region runs from base 68 to 829 and encodes 253 amino acids.